Molecule: messenger RNA, 5861 nt
Organism: Mustela lutreola (European mink)
Lineage: Eukaryota; Metazoa; Chordata; Mammalia; Carnivora; Mustelidae
Gene: MACC1
Product: MET transcriptional regulator MACC1
Exons: 5
Coding region: 225-2783 (852 amino acids)
Cellular component (GO): cytoplasm
Molecular function (GO): protein binding
Source: RefSeq, a predicted model, not a curated record
UGGGUAUUGUAGUUCUUUUGCCUUUUAGGGUUUCUGGUUGGGCAACCUUGGAGUCACAGUGGGAGGACUUAUAGUCCCAGGUGGCUCAAUAAGCAGUUCAGCCACUACACACAGAGGGAGACACAUUUGAAGAGAGUCCUGGGUUUUGGUAGAGUGACUUCUAUUCACAAAAAUGAUGUUCCUGAACUGAAGAAGCUGGGGUUCAUUUCCACAACUGUGGAAAAAUGAUAACCAAUAAAAGAUCCCAGUUUUGCUUAGAAGGAAUCUCACGAAGUAAGUCUGAAGGAAAUUUGUUUGACAUGGAAGCUCAAAAAUCCUCAAGAAAUUUCCAUGUUACAGAAUCUACAGACCCAGGAUUUCUUCUCCAUUGGCCGGAUCCUUUCACAUGUCAGGGCAAUAAGGCUUCCGAGGUUACAAAUCCCUUCUGGAAUGAACUGUCUGCUUCUAACCCGUUUUUGGAUGACAUAACUCAGCUAAGAAAUAACCAGAAGAGAGAGAAUAUUUCCAUCCUGAAGGAAGAUCCUUUUCUUUUUUUUAGAGAAACAGAAACUGGAAAUUCUUUUGAUUCCUCUGGUGAUGAACUAGAUGUGCAUCAGUUACUCAGGCAGUCUUCCUCACGGACAUCUGCAAGAUCUAAAAGUGUUUCAGAACUUUUGGACAUUUUAGAUGACACAGCACAUGCCCAUCAGAAUAUACAUAACUCCGGCCAGAUACUAGAACAAGACUUAGAAUGGCUUCAGAAUGAUAGAGAGGCUUAUAAAAUGGCUUGGUUAAGUCGACGCCAGCUGGCCCGUUCCUGCCUGGAUUUGAAUAUAAUUAAUCAGAGUCCGGGAUGGGCCCAAACACAAGUAGCAGAGACGGUGAUAGUUUGCAAAGUAAGCCACCAAGGAGGGUCAGUACAAUUACCUGAAUCAGGUAUCACUGUUCAUGUGCCCCAAGGCCAUGUAGCCGUGGGAGAAUUCCAAGAGGUGUCUCUAAGGGCAUUUCUUGAACCUCCACAAAUGCUUAACCAUGAUCUUUCCUGCACUGUAAGCCCACUGUUGGAAAUCACAUUAGGCAACCUAAAUACAAUGGAAGCCGUUUUGCUGGAGAUGAAAAUAGGGGCUAAAGUGAGAAAGGAUCCUUUCAGCCAAGUCAUGACAGAAAUGGUGUGUUUACACAGCCCUGGUAAAGAAGGCCCUUUCAAAGUGUUAAACAACUGCUAUAUUUAUAAAGACAUCAUCCAAGUCAAGCUAAUAGACUUGAGCCAGGUGACAUACCUCGUGGUUGCUGCACAAAUUAAAGCAAUUCAGUCACCAGCUGCCACCAUUUGGGAUUGUAUCCACAAAACCACCUCCAUUGGAAUUUAUGGUCCCAGAUAUAUUCAUCCCAGCUUCACUGUUAUUUUCACAGUUUGUGGACAUUGUUACAUGCCAGGAAAGCUUACAAUCUCUGAUAUGAAGAAGGGUGCAAAAAACACAUCUCCAGUUGUGUUUCAGCUCUGGGGGAAGCAUUCGUUCUUACUUGACAAGCCACAAGAUUUAAGUAUUUCUGUUUUUUCAUGUGAUCCUGAUUUUGAAGUAAAGGCAGAAAGAGAAAGGAAAGAAAUUAAACAAAAGCAGUUGGAAGCAGGCGAAGUAGUUCAUCAGCAGUUUUUAUUUUCCUUAGCUGACUCCAGAGAAAUGCACAUAUUUGUUUUCCGUGUUCAGGUGGAGCCUCCCAAUGGUAGAGCAGUUACACAGUUCUUUGUCACUACACCUGAUCCAGCUCCCAACCUUAAAAGGCUCUCAAAUCGGUUAGGCGAUUUGCAGGAAGAGAAGAAAAUCAAGUCUGCUCCAUUAUUGCCAGCAGUGUGUGUGAAAUACCCCACAUUUCAAGAUAAAAAAAUGAACUUUACCAACUAUGGGAUAACUGUGAAGACAGUGCUAAGACAAAAAAAGAUUGACUACUUACUUGAGUAUUUCAAAGGGGACACAGUAGCUCUUAUUGGAGAGGGUAAGGUAAAAGCCAUUGGGCAGUCCAAAGUGAAAGAAUGGUAUGUGGGAGUCUUGAGAGGUAAGGUUGGGCUUGUACACUGCAAAAAUGUCAAGGUGAUUGAAAAAGAACAAGUAAUAUCUAUGUCCAAUAAUGUUUUCACAACCAGAAAUCUUCUCGAACAAAUUACCCUACCCUUUAAAAAACUGACUUACAUCUACUCUGUUGUAUUGACUUCGGUGUCAGAAAAAGUUUAUGAUUGGAAAGUUUUAGCUGAAGUCUUGGGUUACUCACAUCUGGCACUAGAAGGCUUUGACCAAACACAAGCUGACAAAGAAUCAGAAAAAGUUUCCUAUAUUGUAAAGAAGUUAAAGGAAGAUUGCCAUGCAGAUAAAAAUACCAGGAAGUUUCUUUAUGAACUUAUUGUGGCUCUGUUGAAGAUGGAUUGCCAAGGGUUAGUAGCACAUCUCAUCCAAGAGGCUGCUAUUCUGACUUCAGCUGUCAAGCUUGGAAAAAGCUGGAGGGAACUAGCUGAAAAGUUAGUACAACUCACAAAGCAACAGAUGGAAGCAUAUGAAAUUCCUCACCGAGGAAAAGCUGGAGAUGUUGCUGCUGAGAUGAUGUGGAAACCUGCCUAUGAUUUUCUCUAUACUUGGGGUGCUCACUAUGGAAACAGCUACAGAGACGUGUUACAAGAUCUUCAAUCAGCUUUGGACAGAAUGAAAAAUCCUGUGACCAAACAGUGGCGAGACUUAACUGGAGCUUUAAUACUAAUACAUUCCUUAGAGUUUUUGAGAGCAACUGCAUUCUCAACUUCUGAUGAAGUAUAAAACUGAAGUAUAAAACUUCCUCUCCCUGGGGAGGAAGGGAGAAUGGUAGGGGGAAAAUGAGUGUGUGUGUGUGUGUGUGUGUGUGUGUGAGAAAAGAAUCUCAGAAAAGUAUUACUUAUAUUUUUCAAGUUUGAAAAAGUAUCUUUUCCCUGGUGAAAGCACAGCCUAACACAAAAUUCAAAGAUAGGUUUUAUAAUCAAAUAUGUAUUUUUAUAUAUGUUUCAAAUGCAAACAUUAAGCUGUUUCGUUGUUGCGAGGAAAAUAAAGCCCUCUGUCACUUUCAAAGUUAUUUUUCAUUUAUUUAAGUUAAAACAAAUGACUGUUAGCAUAAUUACACAGAUACCCAGAUAAACUAGAGGCUCCCAGGGUAAACACUGGAAUUUUACCAGUAGGCAGGUCAAGAGAGAGGAGAAGCAAACACAUACUCUGUGGACAGGCACAGGGCUAUAAGUUUUCUAUAUUUGAUAUCUUUUAUAUCUCAGUGGAGUGUGCUAACAUUCUUCCCAUUUUUUAUCUGAAGAGACUAAGGACUAGAGAGGACACUCAGGGCUAUUUGGCAAUGUGAAGUAAGUUUUCUGUCUGCAAAACCUGGUUUUAUUUAUCUUUCUAAAAACCAUAGUACAUAGCAAAAUAGUAAAAAUUAAAAGUGCAUAUUAAAACUUAUAGGGACAGGGUAGCUACUUCAUUUUAAGGGAAGCUUGCCGUAUUUUUCCAGUCUGUAUCCACGAACUAUAGUUUUCACCAUCUUUUUCCAGCAUUUUGGGACAGAGCUAAUCCUGCCAAACUUGGACUUUUUUUCAGGAUCAUAGUGUGGAGUAGUUCUUAAAAUCUCAGGGAUUUUUUAUCAGUAGUAAUUAGUUUUUAGGAAACUGAUUUAUCACUGUUGAGUGUAGCAGUCUUAACCACCGAAAACACUGAUAUCUCUGUAGGUGAAUGCUCAUGUAAACGUGUGUGUGUGUGUAUGUCUGUAUGUGUGUGUGUGUGUGUGUUUACCAGAGCAUUUCAUAAAGCUUUUGGAAAACAGAGACUACCCAGUAAUUUAGGCCAGUACAAAUGCUAACUGCUGGUAGAGCUCACAAAAAGAUGUUUUGUGCUUACUCAUAUGUUAAAUCCUUUGGCCAUCUGCCAGCGUUGUGUUUUGGACAGUCAUUUAUUUAUUGUCACUUAAUCAAGAGAUAGAAUGUGUGUACCUACUUUGAGGCAGGCACAUAGAUGCUUGGGGUUUACAGUAGAAGAAACAACAUGAUCCCUGACUUCAGUACUGCCAAGUGACAGAGAGAGACAAAGAUUUAAAACAUACAGUUAAAGGUAAAAUUGGAUCUGUAAUAAAAACUGCAAGGGACAGGUUGACAGAUAUAUGGAGAGCCAUCACAGGAAUCCGAAGGAUCAGGCAUGUUUGCUCUUGGAAAGAAAUGAUGAGCCCUAAGGAGGAUCAGGCACUGCUUCUGGUCUGGGAGGGUAGAAGAGGUAGGUCCUCAGGCAGAAGUUGGGGCUUAGGAGGUUCAGGGAGCCAGUAGAACAGGCCUAAAAGGGAGAAAAAAUGAAGGAAGGAAAGACACACCCUCAAUGGUAAUAUGAUGAACUGAAUAAGAAUUUUGUUUGGGGAUCCUGAAUAAAACAUGUCCAUUUGGCUAAAAAGUAAAAGCAGAAUCUUUUUAGAGCUUUUAAUACACCUACCCUGGGGUAUUUGUUAUGCUGGCAAAGGUAAUUUGAAUUAGGUUUAAGAACAAUCUUUAAGGUUUUCAAUAUUUAUAUUUGAUAAUAAGAGAACAUAGCCUGCCCAGGGAGUUAUGCACACAUUCAAGGACAGAAUUUAUUUUAGUUGAAAAUAAAUGCAGAGAGAAGGGGGAAAAACAACAGUGUGUAAGUUCAGGACACAAUCAUUUUUAGUGGUGAUUUUGCUUUCUUUAGAACAUUCUUGGAAUCUUAUUAACAUGUCAGCAAACCAGAGAAUUUCGGGAAGCGAUAGUACAGAAUGAAUAACUGGGUUUUUCCAGGCUCCAAGAUCUGAGAAGACAGAGACCCUGUUAGCUGAUUAGGGGAGUAAGAUUAAACAAAUCACUUCAGGUUUACAGUGCAUCAUGGAUUGUGAUUGUGGCUGGGAAGUUUAAAAAGAGUUUAAAAAAUGAAAAACAUGAGGUCCAACUCUAGGAUGAAGCAAUGGCUUAAAUAUUAAUGUAUACAAAGAUAUCUUACAGUCUUGCAACAAAUCCUUCCCGAAAAAUUUUAAACCCAUGUCCAAACAUUCUGUUCUUAUAAAUAUAUUCUAAUAUUUUUGUAAAUCAUUUCUACUUUUCUGAAUUUUACAUUUUUCUUCGUAUAAUGGAUUUCAUACUCAGGAAAGAUUAACUCAGUAAUCACGAAUUGCCUUUAAUAUUUGGCAGCAAAUCAAGGGAAUUAAUAAGGCACUUAAAUCCCAUCCUUGACAUCAUUAAAAACAUCAAAAGCCAUUAAUCUAAAACUUCUUUAAGCAUUUUGGAAUUGGAAAUAUCAUAGAUAGUUCUUUCAGUACCUCAGGCUUUUUCUCUAAUGAUGCAUUAGGACGAGAUUUUAGUUCAGUGCUUAGCUUGUAGUGUCACAGUUUUUCUAUGGAAGCCACAGAUUCUCCACUUCCUCUGUUAAAGCCUUACUAUGAAGGCCAAUUAAGGAAGUGCAGGCGAGAGCAGAUGAUUAACAGUUCAUACCAGUAAUGGUUACAGCACGCUUUCAUGUCCGGUAAUGUAGGAAAUACCAUAUGAAGUUUUGACCUUGAGGAUGACUCGACUUCUGGAAGGAGCAGCAUUUGCUACAUGAAUGGAUGGCAUUGGUCUAAGAAAUGCCACUGCCAAUGAACAGGUUUGAAUAUGUGACAUGAACAUACAAUAGAAGGAAAAAGGAAAUACUGUAGAGUACAUUCGAAUCAUACUAUGCUAUAAAUAGAAGGUUCAGAACUUGAAUUUUCAUACGAUGCUGCUGUCAAUUAUAUUUUCUGUAAUUUUUCUUAAUGUCUAAGGAAUGUUUGAGACAAUAUAAAGAAAAAAAAUAUUGAAAAAGUAUGUGACUAGAGGUUUUUCUAAUUAAAAUAGAUAUUUUUUUCUU